AUGGCUUCCCCUCUGAAGCUGGAACAGGACGUGCAGGGGAAAGUGGAUUCAUUUCGCGCCCGCAUCGCGCAGGAGGCCGAGGAUCUGGUGUCCACCUUCUUCCCUCAGAAGCUGUCAGAGCUGGAUAGUCGGGUCCAGGAGCUCCGCCUGCAAGACCUGUCCAGAAUCCGUUCGGUGGCCGCCCUGGAGCCCCGCGCCGUGCCCGACACCGCGGGGGACGGGCCCAACCGGGACCUGCCGCCUCUGCAGGCCCAGUCCGCGGUCAAAGUGCCGGCACUGCCAGGGGGCGAGGGACAGCUGCUGCGGAGCAACCAGCAUCUGGUGGAGCUGAUUGAGCGGGUAAAACCCGAGAUCGAGCUGCUGAGAGAGAAAUGCAACACGGUGCGGAUGUGGGUGCAGCUGCUCAUCCCGAAGGUGGAGGACGGCAACAACUUCGGAGUGUCUAUCCAGGAGGACACCGUGGACCAGCUGUGGACCGUGGAGAGCACCGCAGCCUCCUAUCUGCGCCGCUUCUCCACCUACUACAACACCAGGGCCAAGCUGGUGUCUAAGAUAGUGAAGUACCCCCAGGUGGAAGAUUAUCGCCGCACGGUAGCCGAGGUAGACGAAAACGAGUAUCUGAGUGUGCGCCAGAUCCUGCUGCACGUUCGGAACCAGUAUGCCACCUUGCACGACGUAAUCCUCAAGAACAUCGAGAAGAUCAAAACCCCUCGGAGCACCAACACUGACAACCUCUACUGA
This is a messenger RNA of Neomonachus schauinslandi (Hawaiian monk seal), 741 nucleotides long. Its product is annotated as proteasome activator complex subunit 3-like. Gene Ontology annotation, cellular component: cytoplasm; proteasome activator complex; nucleoplasm. Bases 1 to 741 code for a protein of 246 amino acids. Gene Ontology annotation, biological process: regulation of proteasomal protein catabolic process; positive regulation of endopeptidase activity; regulation of G1/S transition of mitotic cell cycle. The transcript has a single exon. Lineage: Eukaryota; Metazoa; Chordata; Mammalia; Carnivora; Phocidae. Gene Ontology annotation, molecular function: endopeptidase activator activity. The record is from RefSeq and is a predicted model, not a curated record.